GCGAUUGUUACUACAAGCAUGGCCAAGGGAAUCUCAACGCCUGCACCAGAUUCCCCUCGGUCGUCAGAGUCGCCUGUGCCUGUCGGGCUACAGGGCGAACUGGAGCAAGAACUCCUCGGGCUCGCGAACGCAUUGUAUAACCUCGGCACAACUGUGGUUAGCGAUCUGACAAAAGAGAAGGACAAACCUGGCGGCGGCGGCAAGCAAGUUGGUAUGCGAGUGAACGAUGUCAUAAACCACCUGGCCGCCAUCGACAACAUGUCCCAGAAUGUUUCCACCAUGAUUCCAGUGCAGGUGCUCGCUGAGAUUGACAAUUCGCGAAACCCGAUGCAGUUGACACGGGACAGGCUAGAGCGAGCGGCGACAGAGAACCAGUUCAUGAAUGGCAAGAUACAAGCAAUCAAAUCCUACAGGGAGUACUAUAACGAGGCUCUAAUGCAGAGCUUCCCUGACCUGAAGGAAUACCUCAGUGAAUCCUCCGGCACCAACGUCCAAGUACCGCCCAUACCCGGAUCCUCUGCACAUCUGAAUGGCAAUGCAAACGGGAACGGCAUGCACGGCUGAAAUGGAUUUAAGCCCCCACAUUCUCCGACUGGUGCAGUGGGCAUAUCUGAGCUUUCAAGUGGGCGAAUGUUAUGGCGCCGUUCUGCCCUCCCUUCACAACCGGCAACUUCGUCCCGUGUCGCUCUCAUCGAACGUACGACUCGCCGCAUUUCCGCCUGGACCGGACUUCCCAUAUCGACGGAGACGCUCUGAUCACGUUCGAUGUGCGGACAAUGUCUCAGGAUCGACAGCUUGGAGAGAGUCUCUGAUGUACGAGACGUCGUCCUGUCUAGAAAGCCAAACGGUGGCAUGCGCUGGCGAUGCCAUUGCUACGGGCCUUCGGACGUUGUUGAAUGCUACUCACGGCUCCGAUUGUCCUGGGGAGUCAUGUUCUCUUGCCCUCUCACGUCCCCCC
This is a messenger RNA of Phanerochaete carnosa HHB-10118-sp, 958 nucleotides long. RefSeq lists its product as uncharacterized. The record is from RefSeq and is a predicted model, not a curated record. NCBI's taxonomy places the organism in Eukaryota, Fungi, Basidiomycota, Agaricomycetes, Polyporales, Phanerochaetaceae. Gene Ontology annotation, molecular function: transcription coregulator activity. Gene Ontology annotation, cellular component: mediator complex. The transcript has 3 exons. Gene Ontology annotation, biological process: regulation of transcription by RNA polymerase II. Bases 19 to 564 code for a protein of 181 amino acids.